Molecule: messenger RNA, 155 nt
Organism: Racocetra fulgida
Lineage: Eukaryota; Fungi; Glomeromycota; Glomeromycetes; Diversisporales; Gigasporaceae
Source: the annotation of a GenBank genome assembly
AUUCUAAAAAACGAAUUGAAGAAGGAGGACACAUUGGAUCCACUCAAAAACAAAAUCGACGUCAAACGAGAUAUGGGAUAAACAUCCCGGACUAUUCCGAACAAGAAUCUGAUCAUGAGCCUGAAAAAGUACGCGAUAUGCCAUUUGAUUCUUAG